GAGUUGACAGCAGGCAGCGUCUGAAAGGAAUUGGAUGGUUUGAGCCAAUCAACAGCCACAUCCUGCUGACAGGCGCUUGUUUGUGCCGGGGGGCUGACACACGGGCAGGGAGGCUGCAACUCGGCGACUGAGGAGCUACUCGGCUAGAAGCUCAAGCUAACGGCCGCCUGCAACCGGAGGACACUCAUGGCAUUUAUGAGGACCACGCCGCAGGAACUCUGCACUUCCUGCAAUAAAACGGUGUAUCCCAUGGAAAAACUGGUUGCUGAUAAGCUUAUUUUCCACACCACCUGUUUCUGCUGCAAGCAUUGCAAAGCUAAACUGAGUCUGGGAAGCUAUGCAGCACUGCAGGGUGAGUUUUACUGCAAGCCUCACUUUCAACAACUGUUCAAAAGCAAGGGGAAUUACGACGAGGGCUUUGGCCGGAAACAGCACAAGGAACAAUGGCAGCAGAAGACGGCUGAGAGUGGCUCCAAGUAACCACUGUAGCAUUGCUGGGGGAUGGAGCAGGUGGCUAGCAGCUAACCAAGCGGGAAGCACUGGCACCUCGCCUCUCUUUAACUAGGGGCACAGCAGCUGCAAUUCGUUAAUUUGCUUUAAAUAGCGUGUAAUUUAGGGGCCAUUGCUAACAAGAGGGAAGGAUUGCUGUUGUUAUUGUGGGUAGCGACAUCAUAAAAAAGGUCAUGGGGAGGUAGUUACACAAACAACCAGCGUAUGUCUGGGUUUAUAGCACCCAUCCAGGAGUAUCUAAGCCUGUCCAUGGACAACGGCAGGCCACAGGCCGAGGCAUGCUCUGUUCAUUGAAAUUCCUGGUAUUAACAAUUAUUCCAUCUAUUUAAUAACGGAGGAAAAUUGAAAUGAAAGUAAAACUGGAACAGGGUCGCCAGAAUUCCCCGUCCUGAUAACUUGUACGAUGGACUACACGUGGCUUGUACAUAACUGUAGUGCUACCACACUUUAACCAGAGCAAUUCUUCCCUCAUUACACAUUGCUAUGUCUUUGGAAUGAUAGCCCACCCCAGUGGGAACAGUUUGCAACUGCACAGAAUACUCUCAACGAUAUAUCUUUAAAAAGGACGGUAUGAUGGAGCAUGAUAUGCCAGAUAUUACAACUGUGCUUUAUAGAAAAGACACAGUGCCAGUUACGCAUCAGUUGUGACUGAAUUAUCUGCUAAAGGAUUCAUAAUCAUAGUGCAUCACCUGUACCCCUUGCUACAUUGUACACUUCCCUCAUUAUCCAGAAGCCUACAACCCAACAUAACUAUCCAGAUCACUUCUCUGGAGCAGUUCCUUCUAGAGAUAGAGCAGAUCUGCAAGUGAUUUCAACUUGGUGCCUUGAGCAUUUUGUAGUCAGACACAUUACUCAGCAAAUUGGACUGUAGUUCCACUGCAGACCCUUGCCUCAUGCACCUUUCUCUUCUCACACACAUACCCCCAACCUGUAGCGGUUUCAGAGAACAUGCACCCCAGCUGGGAAGAGAGCCCUGUUACAGUGACCAGUUACCCUCCCCCACGAGUUAUUGUCUACCUUGUCUCCCAUCCUGGUAGAUGUCCGUGCUCUGCUAACCACUAGUUGCCAUGAUGCAGGUCACUGCUGCCACAAGUAAGAACUUAAUUGUCCUGCUUUGGUACACAUGACAAUAGAACACUUUUGACUCUUGCUGCUCCAUCUACCCACUGCAUACUAUGACUCAGCUCUGGAAUGAAACAUUUAUCUUUAUACAGAAAGCAGACCUUCCCCAUCACCACCCCCCACCUCCUCCUCUCUAUCUCUACCACCCAUUUCCAUUUAAUUGCUGGUUGAAUAACCAAGGAUUUUAAUCAGUCUGAAGAAGGGGUUUGACCAGAAACGUCCCCAAUUCUUCUCUCCAGAGAUGCUGCCUGUCCCGCUGAGUUACUCCAGCAUUUUGUGUCUACCAAGGAUUUUAAUUGUCAGAUUUAGUGAUGUCUGUGUCAUUUUCCCCAGCUUGGACUGUUUUUAUAAAGCGAACAUGUGUCUGAAGUGCGUGGGAUUUCAGUUGUGUUAAUUAUCACAAUGUGAUAUCCUGAACCACAGGCUCAGCAGAUGGAAUGCAUUUUUUCCAACUUAAACUGUGCUUCAGUAAUGAGUUACAUAUGAAGAAUAAUAUUUUGGUACUUAAAUGUUUACUGUUUGUGAACCAUUGCAUUUUACAUUACAGUUAAUAAGUCAUAGAUCAUUUCUGGGUUUCAUUAAAAAAAAAAAUCACUGGUCUUUUAUAAAUAGUUGCUAUGUGGCCAAGAUUAGUAAACCAUUUGAAAAAUGCUCACGUUACUCUUCCCCAAACUAAAGAUUGAAAUGACUACUACUGAAGCCAAAGGACAGUGUGCUAGACCUGGACCAAUGUCACUGUGAUUAACAGAUGUCCUACCCUUCAUGCAUUCAGCAAAAUGGUGACAGUGUAGCACUCAUUAACACUGCCUCACUGUUCCAAGGAAUCAGGAUCCAUCCUGAUCACAGGUGCUGUGUGCAAAGUUUGCAAGUUUCCUCUAGUUCUCGUGCAUAUCCCACAGAUGUGAUGGUACAUUAAUUAAUUAUACUAUAUUCCCACUUUGUCUAGGUUUAAGACAAAACAAGAAUCAAAGGUGAGAGCAUACAUUGCACAGACAAAUGAGGAGAGGGGGAAUGGGGCCGAUGGGAUUUGUUUCCAUGGCAGUUGGCCUGGACUAAAUGACCUCCUCCUCUAAUCAAAACAAGAUCUCAAUCAUUCUCCAGUUCAGCAGCAGGCAAGACAAUCAACACUUUUGCCCUUCAUAGACGUGGCCUAGGAACCGGCCCAGAUGACUUACACACUUCCAUUUUCGUGGAAGUCUAGUGGCCCUUGCACUCUCAUCCACCUACCCGCCCCUUUCCCAUAACUUCAAUUUGCCGUCUAUUUUGUGAUACGUUGCAAUUCGAAUGCCUGGGUAUAUGCAGUGUAGAUGGCAUUAAUGGAUUGCUGGAAGCAAUAAGGCAGCAGCUGGAAUGAGUCACGGUCCAAAACAAUGGCAAGGUCACGUAGACAUUAUCAUCCACUAUUUUCAUCUACAGCUUGCAGAUGAAGUCAGCUUUGUAUGUGAAAAUUCACUUUUUGCCUGUGAACCAAGGACAAUGACAAUUUCCACACUGGCUUAGCAUUAUGCCCAUUUCCAAAUCUUUAGGCCAUACUUGUGGAUGAAGUGCACUUCAUCGACAGCAACAAACAAAUUAAGGCUAUAGCUAUAUUUCAACCACUUUUAAACGGGAGUGCGGGGCAUUCCAUAUUCAUGUUGUUCAGCUUCCCUUAUUCAUGAUUUCAUGAGGAUCGUACCAAAGGGAGAUACUUGAUUUCAGAGCUCAGGUUGAAAAACAAUCAAAUCCCCACAGGAUUUCUACUUCGAACCCAUUUUCAUCUCAGAAAAUGGGGUGGAUUAAUUGCCUUUUUGAGGCUGGUGUGUUCUGCAUUCCCAUCACCUGACCUAAGUUCUUAAAACUCGCAGUUCUACUUUCAUUGGACCGAAGUGAUCCUGUUGCACCUCACAACGCCAUCAUUGAUGUGCAGUCACAUCUACUAUCAUCCAUAAGGAAGUGACUAUACAACCAGAGCCUUAAAAGUUCUUCCAUACCACAACUUCUCCAUGAAAUAAAUAGAAAAUGCUGGACACACUCCUAAUCAGACAGCAUCUGUGGAAAGAGAACACGGAAUUUUUAGUUGACAUCAAAGACAAUUGCUGUGCAGAAUGGCAAUCAAACACUCAAUAUCCACUACUCCUCACCUCCAAACCAUCGCUGAUUAUGUGUAUUCUGUGCAGCUGCGAGCUAAACACUCUCAGGUAAAACAAUAGGGAGAUAACAGGUGGUCAUUCAGCCCCAGACCCGUUCGGCCAUUGUGACAUUAUGGCUAGUUUGUAUAAUAACUCAAAUUUUCCUGUCUUCUCUAUAUUCCCUGAAUGCUCUUAAGGUAAUUGAAAUAUUAUGAUCUCAGGCUUGAAAAUGUCAAUGCCCCUUCAUUUAUGUCCCUUUUGUGGUGCUGAACUCCAUCACUUCUUCUGCAAACAUCUUUGCCUGAUUUUACUCUUAACUGGCCUGUUACUAAUUUUAAAGUUUACACGCUUGUUCUAGCUUCCCCACCAGAUUUUCUCCCCACCCAAUAAAAUACUCACCCUAAACACAAACUACUCUCACCAACUUGAUGAGAAAUGAAGUGUUUUUGCAGAUUAAGAUCAAUGCAACCUUGAAACUGAGGUUUUUAAGUGUGAUGUUAUUUUGAAGAAAAUCUUUACUGCAUGCGUAAAUCUGUGAUCAGCAUUUCGGGACUUGGUGGUAUAUGAUGUUUCCCCAAAGUGAAAAAUGUUGAGUGCUGUUUUGUAAUGGUUGCAUGAAUUUAUUAUAUUGGUGGUUCUUGUUGUUUAGACACUUUGUUCUCAACAAUGGGAUAAGUGGGUCAGGAUCCCCCACUAACUACCCAGUUAUAUUGGAUCUAAUCAAUAUUGAAAUUGGAAAUUAUUAAAUACAAUAACCGCAGCUACACAGCUCAUUUACAGAUAUGCUGGCCUUUGCCUAGUACAUCGCAUAAAUGAAAUGCUAAGAUAGAGUAAUAAUCUCCAAACCCUCAUGGUUGGGGCCACAGAGUUGCCAAGAUGGUACAGAAAACUUGCACAAUGAUCAAUACUGCAUGUUGAUGUUAAACAAGGAAGGGAUGGGGCUUGGCUUGAUGGCCAAAACAACCUGCAAGAUGAUUGUAUUACAUACUUACUUAAGAACAGCCACAAUGAACUGAGGCUCUUGAUUUAUGUGCAGUUGCAGUUAACCCUUUCAGGAGGAGGGAAAGAUGAGAAAAUACAAUCAUUUUCAGGUAUUUGCUGAUCGCACAAUAUUCGAUCAUGGUCAGAAAGAAACAAGCAAUUUACUCCAGGACUUAGGUUUCAGACUGCAGUGAUCUGGGGAUUACUUACCAAACAACUUAUGAAACAACCCUACAUUAUAUACUUUGAAUGUGAAGGCCUAUUGCAUUUGGCCUGCACCAAGUAUUAGUGGGCCACCAUACACUGCAUAUUGAACUAAUUCCACGUGAUAUACGGGUCUAAGUUUGUAGUACGCAUUGCACACAUUACUGUGAAUUAUCAUAUAUUAGAGACACAAAAUGUGAUUAGAGACUGUAGUUUACAAUCAGAGUCUGAACACAUCUUGCUCUGUACAUCAGUUAUAUAUGGUUGUCACAAUCACCUCUUUUACUUGCAAAUGUUUUGUUCUAACUUAAUACAUUUACAUGUAAAACAAUUCACUGCCUUUUUGGUCACUCUGUAUUUCACAAACUGUCCUGAAGGAAGCUGUCACUGGCAGGUUACUGCAUUUACAAUAUUUUUUACACAGUAGAUAUGCCCCCAAUAUACAUGCCUUAUAAAUAUUGUAUGUUUGUAUCUUUUUUACUGUUUGUAUAUCUCUGAUCACGACUGUUAAAAGUGCUGCUUUGAAUCUGUGAAUGCACCUCUGCUUUACAAAUGUUAGAGUUUUAACAUUAAAAUAUCCAUUGUGUAA
Leucoraja erinaceus (little skate) is the source of this 5514-nucleotide messenger RNA. RefSeq names its product LIM domain containing 2 (gene limd2). NCBI's taxonomy places the organism in Eukaryota, Metazoa, Chordata, Chondrichthyes, Rajiformes, Rajidae. Gene Ontology annotation, biological process: actin filament bundle assembly. The coding region runs from base 187 to 480 and encodes 97 amino acids. Gene Ontology annotation, cellular component: actin cytoskeleton; plasma membrane. The transcript has 3 exons. The record is from RefSeq and is a predicted model, not a curated record. Gene Ontology annotation, molecular function: actin filament binding.